AUGCAAGCUUGCGUAUCUAGUGAAACAAUAGAGCUACAAGACUUGUACUUGUUCUUGGGGCCUUACGUAACCUUAUCCCAACUCUCUUUCUCUCUCUCUCUCUCAAAAUCAACCAUGACUUCCUACGGAGGAUACAGAGUCGUUUCCAAGGGUGCGGAAGUGCGCCUUGAAGAGGAACAGCUAAGAAAAAUUUUCGAGAAGUACGACAAAAAUGGCGAUCACAAACUGUGCAAAGAAGAGUUGAAGGAAGCCUUUAAUUACCUGGGGGCAUACAUUCCUGGAUGGAAAGCUUGGCGUAGUCUCCAAGUUGCAGACACCAACGGCGAUGGAUUCAUCACUGAGGAUGAGAUGAAGAAGCUUGUCACUUAUGCCCUCAAAGCUGGAUAUACCGUCAAGUAA
This is a messenger RNA of Ilex paraguariensis (yerba mate), 399 nucleotides long. NCBI's taxonomy places the organism in Eukaryota, Viridiplantae, Streptophyta, Magnoliopsida, Aquifoliales, Aquifoliaceae. The record is from the annotation of a GenBank genome assembly.